ACCUGUAGGACAAGCUGGUCCUAAAAGUGGAGGAGUAGUGUACACUCGUUGGGGAAGGAAGUCCUGUCCUGCUGGAGCUGAACUACUGUAUGAGGGGAUAACUGGAGGUAGUCGCUGGGAUUCAUCAGGAGGAGGAGCUAACUAUGUCUGUUUACCAAUAGUUCCUCAAUAUUUGAGUACGAAUGAACCAACUUGGUAUUCUCGAAUGUAUGGUACUAAAUACGAACAUGUUAAUGAUAUAUUUCCAGGAAAGGAUAAUCAUAAUGCUCCUUGUGCAGUAUGUUAUACAUCUACUAAGAGUGUUAAACUGAUGAUUCCUGCUAAAACUAGAUGUCCUUCAUCAUGGACUACAGAAUAUAAAGGAUAUCUGAUGACUAAUUACUAUGGUUAUAAAAGCAAUAAAGUCUAUGAGUGUGUCGAUGAAAAUCCUGAAUCUAUUGAUGGCAGUGGUGCUGAUGUGCAAACUGCGGCUCAAAUUUGCUUCACAAGGUCAACCUGUAAUGGUCUACCUUGUCCACCUUAUGUUAGCAAUAGAGCUAUUACUUGUGUUGUGUGUACUAAGUAA
Amphimedon queenslandica is the source of this 565-nucleotide messenger RNA. Its product is annotated as short-chain collagen C4-like. The transcript has a single exon. Lineage: Eukaryota; Metazoa; Porifera; Demospongiae; Haplosclerida; Niphatidae. The record is from RefSeq and is a predicted model, not a curated record. The annotation marks the transcript as partial.